Sporothrix brasiliensis 5110 is the source of this 1119-nucleotide messenger RNA. Its product is annotated as naringenin,2-oxoglutarate 3-dioxygenase. The transcript has 2 exons. The record is from RefSeq and is a predicted model, not a curated record. NCBI's taxonomy places the organism in Eukaryota, Fungi, Ascomycota, Sordariomycetes, Ophiostomatales, Ophiostomataceae. Gene Ontology annotation, molecular function: dioxygenase activity. Bases 1 to 1119 code for a protein of 372 amino acids.
AUGCCUGGCCUUUUGGAACGCUACGCGCAGGUCCCGCCGACCAAGGCGAACCUCGACUGGGCCGAGCUCGUCACGCUCGACCUCAGCCUGUUUGACCAGCCCGGCGGCAAGCAGGAGCUCGUCAAGCAGCUCGAGCACGCCGUGCACCACGUCGGCUUCUUCUACGUCAAGAACUUCAACAUCACCCAGGACGAGAUUGACGAGCAGUUUGCGCUGGGCCGCGAGUUCUACGCGCUGCCGCUCGAGGAGAAGCUGCAGUUCCACAACGCCGACGACCUGGCCCGCGGCGAGUACAACGGCUACCGCCCGGCCGGCCACCGCAUCCUCGGCAACGGGAUCCGCGACAACGUGCAGGUGUACAACAUUCCCAAGUUUGACGGGUUCCACGCGCGCCAGCAGCCGGCCGUCCUGCAGCAGCACAUCCAGGCCAUCGAGGCCUUCUCGCGCAAGUGCCACGACGAGGUCGUCGCGAAGCUGCUGGUGCUGUUUGCCAUCCUGCUCGAGCUGCCCGACGAGCAGCAGCUGGCGCGCGACCACCAGUACGACGUCGCCGGCGAGGACCACCUGCGCUACAUGCACUACGCGGCCCGCAGCGCCGAGGACAACGAGAAGGUCGGCGAGCUGUACACGCCGGGCCACACCGACCUGGGCUCCAUCACCCUGCUCUUCCGCCAGCCCGUCGCCGCCCUCCAGAUCCUCAACGCCGAGGGCCAGUGGAAGUGGGUCCGCGCCCAGGACGGCACCAUCACCAUCAACACCUGCGACGCCCUGACCGCCCUGACCGGCGGCUACAUCAAGUCGAGCAUCCACCGCGUGCACGCGCCGCCCGCCGACCAGGCCGGCAUCGACCGCCUGGGCGUGCUCUACUUUGCCCGCCCCAACAACCAGGUCGUGCUCGACCCGCUGACCAACAGCCCCCUGCUGAAGCGCCUGGGCUACGAGUCCAACGCCUUUACGGAGCUCGGCCAGCACCUGACGACGCAGCAGUGGGUCAAGGUGCGCCAGAGCCAGCAGCAGCGCAAGCUGCCCGGCUACGACAUCACCAAGGACGGCAAGUACGUGCGCUCGGAGAAGGAGCUGGAGAUUAUCCCGGGCCUGGCCGCCAAGAUCUACAACUAG